Messenger RNA from Cuscuta epithymum, 790 nucleotides. NCBI's taxonomy places the organism in Eukaryota, Viridiplantae, Streptophyta, Magnoliopsida, Solanales, Convolvulaceae. The record is from the annotation of a GenBank genome assembly.
AUCCAUUUAAACACUCCCCUUCCCCUUCCCUUAUACAGAGUACUUAAUUAGCUAGCUACCAAACUCUGUUACUCACCAAGCCGGCCUUUCUGAGAUCCCAAACAUUGCCCGCCGCCGCCGCCGCCCGGAAAUUCAAGAAUGGACUACUACUAUAAAGAUGACCCGAGCAGUAGAGCGCCGCCAUCAUCUUCGAACCCCCCGGCGGCGUUGAGUGUGAAGAUGAGGAGGAGCAUUUCCCAGAGGACCUCGAGUGAAGACAAUCCCCCUCCGGCGACUUAUUUCUCGAGGACUUAUUCCCAUAAGAACCUGCUGCCUGCGGAGGCGGCGCCGCCGCCUUCCGCCUCCAAGAAGCCCCCCGUGAAAACUUUCACCCGCAAGUGCAAAAGCCUGGCCAAGGAGCAGAAGGCCAAGCUUUAUAUAAUGAGGCGGUGCAUUUCUAUGCUCGUCCGCCGGGAAAAGCACUGGGACGACGACGACGAUUGCUCGUGACGGCCGAGACGACAGUGCCAAACAACAUAGUACCUCGACAUCAGUCAUGGCUGACAUUCACUGUACAUUUACAAGAAGUUUCAGAAUUCAGAUAGGUGUGUGGUCAAGAUUGUGAGAUUAUUGAUUAGUGCUUUGUAAUUUCGAUCUAUCAAAUUGCAUAUACCAUUUAAAUUUGGUGACAACUCCAGUACCUUUUUGGGUACCAUAGAAUCUACCUUUAAAUUUUCAUUUAUAUAACAUGUUCAAUAUACUACAGAGUAUAUUAUAUUAGCUUGGUCUCACUCAACUUUGUCGACUUUUG